Messenger RNA from Leptidea sinapis, 1827 nucleotides. It is a transcript of the gene ergic53, whose product is annotated as protein ERGIC-53. The transcript has 12 exons. Gene Ontology annotation, biological process: endoplasmic reticulum organization; endoplasmic reticulum to Golgi vesicle-mediated transport; Golgi organization. NCBI's taxonomy places the organism in Eukaryota, Metazoa, Arthropoda, Insecta, Lepidoptera, Pieridae. The coding region runs from base 67 to 1593 and encodes 508 amino acids. The record is from RefSeq and is a predicted model, not a curated record. Gene Ontology annotation, cellular component: Golgi membrane; endoplasmic reticulum-Golgi intermediate compartment; COPII-coated ER to Golgi transport vesicle. Gene Ontology annotation, molecular function: D-mannose binding.
UAGUAAUAAUUAUUAAUUUCAUGCCGAGUGCCGACUUGUUAGUUGUUAAUGUAGUGCAAUUGUACGAUGUCUUCGUUUAGCAUAAAUUUGUUAUUGUGUUCAAUUUCGUGCAUAUUAGUGAUAACAAGUACUCAACAAAUUGUUCACAGACGAUUUGAAUACAAAUAUUCCUUUAAACCACCGUACUUAGCACAAAAAGAUGGAUCGGUACCGUUUUGGGAGUAUGGAGGAAAUGCGAUAGCGUCGGGCGAGAGCGUGCGGCUGGCGCCGUCGCUGCGGAGUCAGAAGGGCGCCAUCUGGAGCAAGCAGCCCAUCAACUUUGACUGGUGGGAGGUGGACAUCAUGUUCAAGGUCACGGGCAGGGGCAGGAUCGGCGCUGACGGACUGGCGUUUUGGUACACGAGCCAGCGCGGCGAGUACACGGGCGACGUGUUCGGCUCGUCGGAUCGGUGGAACGGGCUGGGCGUCAUCUUCGACUCGUUCGACAACGACAACAAACACAACAAUCCCUACAUCAUGGCCGUGAUCAACGACGGCACCAAGAAUUUCGACCACAAGAGCGACGGCGCGACGCAACUGCUGUCGGGGUGUCUGCGAGACUUCCGCAACAAGCCCUUUCCCACACGCGCCCGCAUCGAGUACUACAUGAAUACGCUCACCGUCUACUUCCACAACGGUCUCACCACCAACGAGGCGGACUACGAGCUGUGCUUCCGCGCUGAGAACGUGGUUCUGCCACGAGGCGGGUUCCUGGGAUUGUCUGCGGCCACCGGCGGUCUGGCUGACGACCACGACGUGAUCCACCUGCUGACCACCUCGCUGCACAGCGCACAGCAGCCGGGUGGCCAGCAGAUAAGCAACGACGAGCAACAAAAGCUGUCGCAGGAGUACCAGGAGUACCAGAAGAAGUUGGAGCAGCAGAAGGAGGACUACAGGAAGGAACACCCCGAUGAGGUGCGCGAAAAAGACGAGAUGGACGACUGGUUCGAGUCGGACGGACAGCGCGAGCUGAGACAGAUCUUCCAGAGCCUGGGACACAUCCAGGACGUGACGCGCGAGCUGCACAAGAAGGUGGACGAGGUGAUCGGCAAGCAGAUGAACUCCCUGUCGAUGUUGACGGCCGUAUACAGCCAGAGCCAGACGGGCCAACCCGUACAGCCGGGACAACAGGUGCAGAUGCCGGCGUUCCCCAUCACGAGACACGACUGGGACGUCUUCAUGUCCAACAACCAGAUGAUGAUCAACACGGUCUCCGAGCUCAAGGCGUUCACAUUGGAGAUCGCGCGCAAGACGGACGCAGCGCUGAGUGCGGGGGGCGGUGCGGGGGCGGGGGGCGCUGCAGUCAACCCGCAGUUCCUGAGUGAGUUGCGAGACAACGUGAACCAAGUGAAGCAGACCCUGGCCGGAGUAGCACAGAGGGUAUCGGCACCAGCGCCGGCGGCGCUAGGCGGUGGCGCGGGCGGGGCGUGUCCGAGCGUGUCGUGCGUGUCCACCGGGGUCCUGCUGAUGGUGGUGUCGGCACAGCUGGCCCUCAUGCUGCUCUACGCGCUUUACAAAGAGAAAAAGGAAGCUCAAGCGAAGAAAUUCUUCUAAGUGUAAAUGUUUGUGUGUGUGUCUGUCUGUAUGUUACUCAAAAACAAUUAAAUAUCUACGAAUUUAGACGGUGAUUCGCCUGAGCGCAUAAACUUCGUUCACCAACAUGAAAGUGUAAUUUUUUUUGAGAUUUUUUUGAAAACAGUUUAAAACUGCCGCGCGUCUUGUAAGAUACUUGUGUUAGAUAAAAUAAUGGUUGUAAUAUAAAUAUAUAAAUAAAUAUUUUUAUUUCUU